UCUGUACGCAGACAAAAAUAUUAUAUAGGUCCAAAUUUAACAAUAUUUAGAUUGUAUUUUAUUAUUAGAAAAAAUCUUAUAAACCGUGUUUAGCAUGGGUGGUAGUUUCGUUUUUAAUUCAGAACAUUACAAAUGACCAAUACAUGAAAGCUUAUCGAUGUACAGCUGUACCCUUACUAGUUCCCAUGGAUUUCUUUUUCUAUCAUCACAUUUUAAAAAUCUGUUAGUGUUUUUCUCAAACAAAAAUUAAAAUGUUCUUUUCUCUUAACUAUUUUCAGGAGUUAUAAAAAUAUUUUUGAUCUAUUUUCUGAGUUUGAACGUCAAGAGGAAAUCGGAUCAAAAUGACAAAUAUAUGAACUUUCUUUAAACAUUUUAUUUUCUUCUUAAUUACAUAUGUUUCUGUCUUAUCCUAAAAAUAAUCAAAGAAACAAUCCUGUGUUUCUGGUAUGUAACAGAUAGUGCUAUUAAAAAGCCGCAAGUGAAGCUUUUAAUUCUCUUAUUACAUGGCUUCUCUCUGAACUCUGGUUCUUUCUCCACAGUCUGAAUCUAACAGCAGCGAAAAAUGGAGGGGGAUGAUCACCUUGCCCAUGAAAGAAACAAAGCAGAGUUCGAUGUCAACGAGAUGAAGAUCGUCUGGGCCGGUUCUCACCACGCUUUCGAGGUUUCAAACCGGAUGUCCCGCCUCGUUGCCAGUGAUCCGGUCUUUGACAAAAGCAAUAGAGCUGUAAUGACGAGGAAAGAGUUGUUCAAGAACACGUUGAGAAAAAGCGCUCAUGCUUGGAAGUUGAUCAACGAGCUUUGUCUCUCUGAUGAGGAGUCAACCAUAUUUAAAUAUUUCAUGGAUCAACCUGGCUUCUUGGAUCUUCAUUGGAGAAUGUUUGUGCCUGCAAUCAAAGGACAAGGGACAGAGGAACAGAAACAAAAGUGGUUGCCGCUUGCCAACAAGAUGCAGAUAAUUGGUUGUUAUGCUCAAACUGAGCUUGGUCAUGGCUCUAACGUUCAAGGCCUUGAGACAACCGCUACUUUUGAUCCUCAGACAGAUCAAUUUAUCCUUCACAGUCCAACUCAAACAUCAUCCAAAUGGUGGCCUGGUGGUUUGGGAAAGGUUUCUACUCAUGCUGUGGUUUAUGCUCGUCUUAUAACCAAUGGCAAAGACCACGGUGUCCAUGGAUUCAUCGUGCAACUGCGUAAUUUGGAUGAUCAUUCUCCUCUUCCUGGAAUAACCAUUGGUGAUAUUGGGGUGAAGUUUGGAAACGGAGCAUAUAACUCGAUGGACAAUGGUUUUCUUAUGUUUGAUAAGUUUCGUAUUCCUAGAGAUCAAAUGCUCAUGAGGCUGUCAAAGGUUACAAGAGAGGGAAAAUAUGUACCAUCAGAUGUUCCAAGGCAACUGAUGUAUGGUACUAUGGUGUCUGUGAGACAGACUAUUGUGUCAAAUGCUUCCAUUGCGAUGGCGAGAGCAGUUUGCAUAGCUACAAGGUACAGUGCAGUGAGAAGGCAGUUUGGCUCACAGAAUGGUGGAAUUGAGACACAGGUGAUUGAUUAUAAAACUCAGCAGAACCGGCUGUUUCCUCUGCUGGCAUCUGCAUAUGCAUUUCGGUUUGUAGGAGAGUGGUUGAAAUGGUUGUACACUGAUGUAACACAAAGACUAGAGGCUAGUGAUUUUGCAACGUUGCCUGAAGCUCAUGCAUGCACUGCAGGAUUAAAGUCUAUGACUACCUCAGCAACCUCUGAUGGUAUUGAAGAAUGUCGCAAGCUAUGUGGUGGACAUGGCUACUUGUGGUGCAGUGGCCUUCCUGAGCUGUUUGCUGUUUAUGUUCCUGCUUGCACUUAUGAGGGAGACAAUGUUGUGUUGCAAUUACAGGUUGCUAGAUUUUUGAUGAAGACAGUUGCACAGUUGAGUUCUGGAAAGGCUCCUGCUGGAACAACUGCAUAUAUGGGCAGAGCAAAACAUCUUUUGCAUUGCCAUUCAAGCAUUAGAAAGGCUGAGGAUUGGUUAAACCCUGCUAUGGUGUUGGAAGCUUUUGAAGCAAGGGCUUUGAGAAUGGCUGUUUCUUGUGCUAAUAAUCUAAAAAAGUUUGAGAAUCAAGAACAAGGAUUCUCUGAACUAUUGGCUGAUCUUGUUGAGGCUGGUAUUGCACAUUGCCAGCUGAUUGUUGUGUCCAAGUUUAUAGCCAAACUAGAGGGAGAUAUCAAAGGAAAAGGAGUGAAGAACCAGCUAAAGAAUCUAUGCUACAUCUAUGCACUCCAUCUCAUUCACAAACACCUUGGAGAUUUUCUAAGCACUAACACCAUCACUCCUGAACAAGCCUCACUCGCCAACAACCAGCUUCGGUCACUCUACUCUCAGCUUCGACCAAACGCAGUCGCUCUCGUGGACGCAUUUGACUACACGGACCACUAUCUUGGCUCUGUGCUGGGCCGCUAUGAUGGAAACGUUUACCCAAAGCUGUUUGAGGAAGCAUUGAAAGAUCCACUCAAUGACUCGGUGGUCCCUGAUGGCUACCAUGAAUACAUCCGACCGUUCAUUAAGCAGCACCUCCGCUCAGCUAGACUCUAACUCCUGAGCCAUGAGGUCAUUUUGAAGUUUGACAAGCUCUUUUUUUUUUUUUGCGGCUGAAAGGGUGACAGCAUUAUUUUGGUUAUUUCAUAUUUUAUUAAAUGUAAAAUAAAGAAGUACCUUAAGUUAUCUGAGGACUAUAUUAAUAUCUUAAAAGUUUGCGUAAGAUAUGAAAAUUAAAUCUUCAUUUUUAUCUAUGAAGAAAUAAAAUUUAUACACUUAACAAAAGUGCAAAAAAAUGGAGAAUGCUUGUAAAAGUGAAGUAUUUAUAUUUUUGUAAGAAAUUAAUCAUUUUUUAUAUAACCGAAGGAUUCAAUUACCAGAGUGCAGAUUAUAAUAUCUCAAGCAUGUGGGCAACCAUAAGAUUGAUCGCAAUGGGGUGACAUAAAUCUCUCUUUAAUGUAUAGGGUCAGCAUUUUACACAUCGAACUACCAUGAAUGGGUUCUUUAUGGUCCUUGAAAUUAAUAAACGGAAUUUUCUUCUUCUGUUGAUUUUUUUUUUUUUGUUAAGUAUGUGAAUUUCAUUAACUUAAUAAUGAGGCAUAGAGAUACAAUGGACUUCGACUGAUCUAAUCCUAUUGAAUCUAAGUCGCUAAGUCAACAAGACAAAGCAAUGGAACCAUAGCAAGCCACAAAAAAAGUAAAAAGACUCACUAAGACUAAGAAGGCUCAGUCACAACCAUGAGGCUGCGAGAAAGCUUAGCUAGUUUAAUAGAUCCUAAGACAACCAUUUAGCUAACAGGAGAC
Molecule: messenger RNA, 3304 nt
Organism: Brassica rapa (field mustard)
Lineage: Eukaryota; Viridiplantae; Streptophyta; Magnoliopsida; Brassicales; Brassicaceae
Product: putative peroxisomal acyl-coenzyme A oxidase 1.2
Biological process (GO): long-chain fatty acid metabolic process; lipid homeostasis; fatty acid beta-oxidation using acyl-CoA oxidase
Cellular component (GO): peroxisome
Molecular function (GO): FAD binding; acyl-CoA oxidase activity; fatty acid binding
Source: RefSeq, a predicted model, not a curated record